This is a messenger RNA of Clavispora lusitaniae ATCC 42720, 2265 nucleotides long. Its product is annotated as putative ubiquitin-protein ligase. Gene Ontology annotation, molecular function: ubiquitin protein ligase activity. Gene Ontology annotation, biological process: protein ubiquitination; ubiquitin-dependent protein catabolic process. Lineage: Eukaryota; Fungi; Ascomycota; Pichiomycetes; Serinales; Metschnikowiaceae. The record is from RefSeq and is a predicted model, not a curated record.
AUGAACCACCUGACUUUACUGAUUGCUUCAGGGGAUACACAGGAGAUUGAUCUUGGAUUCCUUGAGCAGCUCAAACCAUUCUGGGAGGCUCUCAAGACACAGAGCGAGAAAGCUGAGAGAGAUGGCUUUUCCAUAGAUCGCUUCGGGGGUAUGGUGACCUACGUAUGCUCCAUGUAUGGCGUCGCUACAUUCUUUAUCGCUAUACUCUUGAACCGUACAUCCAUAAUUGCUUCCACACACAGACAAGGAAGGAGCUCCAGACGAAGAAGACGCAUCAGUGUGCUAUUGGAUAGCUUUCUUCUGCAAUCAAUUGUUCUCAGUUCCAUGCGCCUAUUGUCAUUGGGACUAAUGUUAGUACAGGUAAAGAACAUAUUGACAACAUUAUGGGUGGUACAGAAAACGAGCAGUCCUGAAACGAUAUCCCGCUUAACAAAAUGGGUGCCCACGCGUUUCUUCGAGUAUAUCCCAGAGCAACAUGUUUCAUCGAAGUUCAUGAGUAUGCCCAGAGAUGAAGUGAGAUUUGGACCUACAUCGGCAAUGCUCUGGCCAUUUUUCUGUAGCAUCUGUUUCUCGCUUUUUACAGAAACAUUUUGUUCCGCCAUAUCAGGAUCCAAGCCCCGUAUUACGGGAGCUGCUACGCUAUUUGAGAUCUCAGUAGCUUGCCAAGAAAUGAGUUCGGGAUUUCUCCCUCUAGGAGUCAAAAAGGUUGCGAAAAGACCAUCAGAGUAUAUCUUGCUAACGUGUCUUCUUGUUCUCGCAGAAAACAUUUGGAAUCAAGUCAUUGGGAUCUUUAAUAGACCAAAUUACCGAUUGAUCGGUCUGACAAUAGCGAACGCACUAUUUAUAUGGUUCUUUGUCUCAACACCAAGCGCAAUUUUUAGCUUCCCUUCACCGUUCAUUCUUUCAUUUGCCAUUAUUGUCGUUGUUUUGACAGUAAUAAUGAUUGCCCUAGCAAUUUUCUUGUUAGCGGUCUUGGCUAAAGCGCAAAAUAUUGAAGAUCUAAAUUACGCUAGUUACAUAUGGAGUGCUGAUGACGAUUCCGGUUUCUUUGAGAAACACUUAAAUGUGUCUUCCUCCCAAGAUUUCUUUACUGCAUUGAUGAACAUUGGAUUGUUUGCUGUGUCACUGGCGGGCAAAUCAAGUUACAUUACAGAAUAUAAUGGCAUUAUCCAUGGAAAUAGCACGUGGCUAGAAGAAGGCUUAUGGGCGAAGGUGAAGGCGCAGUUCAAAGUGGACAACCUAUCUUCAAGCUCGAAUUUGGUCCAAGACGGUAAGGUCCUUGCUUUUCUCAAGGCAAAUAAUAUGACGGGAUAUGCAAACAUUUUGAACUCACCAUUUCCUGGCUUGAUAAAAGACUCAGAACUAGCAGUUGACAAAUCCAAAAGAUUGAGCACUAUUAAAAUGAGAUGCAUUUACACCAAAGCGAUCUUAGAACGAUUCGUGCUGCUAGUAUACUCUUUGACAAUCAGGUAUGCUAUUUACAAGUUUACCCCCCAGUGGCUUAAGAAAAAGCUCGGUCAUAGCCAAGAUGAGAUUUCUUUGCUGCAAGAAAAUGAGCUCAGUCUACAGAAAAACAAAGCCCCAGCUUUUGUUCGCCCCUUGAUGGAAUCAAAGAAUACAACAGACAAGAAUGAGACUUUCAACUUGGAGGGUAUUGCAGAUGAGACGUUGGCCGAACAGUAUGCUGCUAUUCUUAAAGAGAAGGAAUUGGAAGAGACAGAUACCUCUCCCGAUUUUAUUCUCAAUUACGAAGGGGAGCUGGAAUCUGAUCUCGAAUCAGAUAUAGAGCUGAUUGAUAUAGCUCAGGGUCGAGUGUUAAGAGCCACGAACGUGUCAGAUGCAUUAGGAGAACUCAUGACUCCGGACAGCAUGCAAGAGUUGUUGCAAGAAGAGAAUCUAGCGAUAUUACGUCUGCAUUUGGAAUACGAAUCUGGGGGAAGAGGGGUGAUGACAAGGUCACAGUAUAAAAAAACCUACACAUCGAAGAUUCAGCAAGAUGAAUCUACAAAGCUUUUGGAUCUCCUUCUCUCCAAAAGAAAACCGCCUACAGAGGAUGAUAAAAAUGGCGAGGAAGAUGAUGAGGAUAUUGAUCCACGCUUUGCUUGUGUCAUUUGCCAGGUUUCACCGAGAGAAAUAAUCACUUGGCCGUGCAAAUGCUUUAGCAUCUGCGAAAGUUGUAGAUUGAGCUUGGUCUCUAAGGGCAUGGAAGGAUGCGUGACAUGCAGGCGUGAUGUUGAAGGUGUGUCGAGGGUAUAUAUUCCUUAA